GGAGCAGGACGGAGUCAUGGACCCUGCCAGGAAAGUAGGCGCCCAGGCAGUGAUCCGGACGACAGGGCAGCUGUUGCUUCUGCUCCUUCUUGGAGGAGGAGCGCAGGCCCUGGAGUGCUACAGCUGCGUGCAGAAAGCAGAUGACGGAUGCUCUCCGCAGAAGAUCAAGACGGUGAAGUGCGCGCCGGGCGUGGACGUCUGCACAGAGGCCGUGGGGGCGGUGGAGACCAUCCACGGGCAGUUCUCGGUGGCAGUGCGGGGCUGCGGUUCGGGGCUCCCGGGCAAGAAUGACCGCGGCCUGGACCUUCACGGGCUUCUGGCCUUCAUUCAGCUGCAGCAGUGCUCCCAGGACCGCUGCAACACCAAACUCAACCUCACGUCGCGAGCGCUCAACCCCGCAGGCAAUGAGAGUGCGUACCCGCCCAACGGUGCCGAGUGCUACAGCUGCGUGGGGCUGAGCCGCGAGGCGUGCCAGGGCACGGCGCCGCCCGUCGUGAGCUGCUACAACGCCAGCGACCGGGUCUACAAGGGCUGCUUCGACGGUAACGUCACCCUGACGGCAGCGAAUGUGACUGUAUCCUUGCCUGUUCGGGGCUGUGUCCAGGACGAGUUCUGCACCCGGGAUGCGGUGACAGGCCCAGGGUUCACACUCAGUGGCUCCUGCUGCCAGGGGUCCCGCUGUAACUCGGACCUCCACAACAAGACCUUUUUCUCCCCUCGAAUCCCACCCCUUGUCCUGUUGCCGGCUCCUAAGCCCACCACUCUGGCCCCAACCACCUCUGUGACUACUUCUACCCCAGCCCCAACCACUGCUGUCUCUACCACCAAACCCACCUCAGCCCCAACCAGCCAGACUUCUCCACAGGAAGUACAUCCUGAGACCUCGUGGAAAGAGGAAUCUAGCUUGGCCGGAGGUGCUGCUGGCCACCAGGACCGUAGUAAUAUGGGGCAGUACCCUACAGAUGUGGCCUCUGGUAAAGGCUCUGCAACUUUCUCCAUUGGGUUGGCGGCCCUUCUGUUGGCUGUGACUGCUGGCAACUUACUAUGA
This is a messenger RNA of Odobenus rosmarus divergens (Pacific walrus), 1048 nucleotides long. It is a transcript of the gene LYPD3, whose product is annotated as LY6/PLAUR domain containing 3. Lineage: Eukaryota; Metazoa; Chordata; Mammalia; Carnivora; Odobenidae. Bases 17 to 1048 code for a protein of 343 amino acids. The record is from RefSeq and is a predicted model, not a curated record. Gene Ontology annotation, cellular component: plasma membrane. The transcript has 5 exons.